GUCGCAGCACGCAGCUAAAAAGCCUGAUCACGGAACGAUUCCUCUUUACUCCCGAUGACGGAGGUAUGUUUUUCAGCACUUGAACUGGGGUUGUCCUGCAAAACUGCACGCAGCAGAUUUCAACGACUGCUGGUAACCCGCGCGCAGACGAAUGAACGGGCUCACGCAGACAGACAGGUGCCCACGUGUUGCCUGCUGCUCCGGCUCUGUGCUACAGGUGGCUUAACCUGAGCGGCAAUUUCCUCGCCCCGUCUCGAACGUGAUCUGCCUACAACACCGCCGACGGACAUAAACUGGGUUUGUUUUUGAACGAACAGGCUUGCCUCCUUCUAAACUCCGCCCCCCGGAUCACUGUUAGGAAACAAAUCUGCAGUAACUCGACGUGUACAAGCAGCGGCGAAAGCCACCUCGCCUGUUGAUUCUUGUGUCUGUUUCGUCCCCCCCCCCCCCUUCCCUCCAUUGAUUACAUUUACCCAGGACAUCUCUUUGUAAGAUGCUGGACCCGUCUUCAAGCGAGGAGGAAUCCGACGAUGGGUUGCAGGAAGAGGACCGAACGGACCUUCUGUUGCCUGUCAGUUCCCCGCGAGCUGCGCCCGCGCAAGGGCGCGAUUCUUGGGAUGAGAGGCGAGCAGGUAAUGCGAGACCGGCGAGCCCCAGUCCCUCGGUGAAAAGCGACAAGGAGAAAGAAGAGCAAGAACGACUGCAGCAAAAGGAAGAGGAGGAAAAGAGAGCUCGGCAGAUCUAUGUAUUUGUGCUCAGGUGCAUCGCCUAUCCAUUUAACGCCAAGCAGCCUACGGACAUGGCCAGGAGGCAGCAAAAGCUUAACAAGCAACAACUGAUAACAAUCAGAGAAAGGUUCCAAGCCUUUUUGAAUGGAGAAACUCAGAUCAUGGCAGAUGAAGCUUUUUGUAAUGCAAUUCGAAGUUAUUAUGAGGUUUUUCUGAAGAGUGAUCGUGUAGCCAGGAUGGUGCAAAGUGGUGGCAGCUCUGCCAGUGAUUUCAGAGAAGUUUUUAAAAAGAAUAUUGAGAAACGAGUCCGGAGCCUUCCAGAAAUUGAUGGUUUGAGUAAGGAGACAGUGUUAAGCUCAUGGAUAGCCAAGUUUGAUGCUAUUUUUAGAGGAGAGGAAGACCUUCGUAAGCAGACUCCAAGAAUGAAUGUGAAUGUUGCUUCAGAACUCAUACUUAGCAAAGAUCAGCUUUAUGAAAUGUUCCAGCAGAUCCUUGGAAUUAAGAAAAUUGAGCAUCAGCUUUUGUACAAUGCCUGUCAGUUAGACAAUGCAGAUGAACAAGCAGCACAGAUCCGAAGGGAGCUUGAUGGCCGCCUGCAGCUUGCAGACCAUAUAGCUAGGGAACGAAAAUAUCCAAAAUUUAUUGCAAAAGAAAUGGAAAACAUGUAUAUUGAAGAACUAAAGUCGUCUGUGAAUUUGCUGAUGGCAAAUUUAGAAAGCCUACCAGUUACAAAAGGUGGGGCUGAAUUCAAACUUCAAAAGCUCAAAAGGUCCCAGAAUUCAUCUUUUCUGGACAUUGGAGAUGAAAAUGACAUCCAGCUGUCUAAGUCUGAAGUUGUGCUAUCUUUCACAUUGGAGAUUGUUAUUAUAGAAGUUCAGGGUUUGAAAUCAGUUGCACCCAACAGAAUUGUGUAUUGCACAAUGGAAGUUGAAGGUGGAGAAAAACUGCAGACAGACCAAGCUGAAGCCUCAAGACCUCAGUGGGGAACACAAGGAGAUUUUACUACAACUCAUCCUCUUCCUGUCAUUAAAGUAAAACUAUUCACGGAAAGUACUGGUGUACUAGCUUUGGAAGAUAAGGAACUAGGAAAGGUCAUCCUUUAUCCAACAACAAACAGUCCAAAGACACCAGAACUACACAAAAUGAAUGUGCCAAAAAAUAGCCAAGACUCUGACCUCAAGAUAAAGCUUGCUGUGAGAAUGGACAAGCCUCAAAACAUGAAGCACUGUGGGUACCUUUAUGCAUUGGGACAGAAAGUUUGGAAACGCUGGAAGAAGAGAUACUUUGUCCUUGUGCAGGUAAGCCAAUACACCUUUGCUAUGUGUAGCUACAGACAGAAGAAAUCUGAACCUCAGGAAUUAAUGCAACUGGAAGGAUAUACAGUGGAUUAUACAGAGCCUCAGCCUGGUCUUACUGGUGCACGAGUGUUUUUUAAUGCAGUAAAAGAAGGUGAUACCGUCAUCUUUGCUUGUGAUGAUGAUCAAGAUCGUGUCCUUUGGGUCCAAGCAAUGUAUCGUGCCACAGGCCAAUCUUAUAAACCCAUUCCUCCAACCCAGGCACAAAAGCAUAAUUCCAAAGGAGGGAAUCCUCACUCUGACUCACCCAUUUCUCUGCUAAAUUUAGACCGAUCUCAGAAAUAUGGCAUGGAUGAAUUUAUAUCUGCUGAUCCCUGCAAGUUUGAUCAUGCUGAGUUGUUUCAAGUGCUUCAGAAGCAAACUCUCCAACACAGAAUGAAUGAUUCCUUUUCCUGUCUGGGGUGGUUUAGCCCUGGCCAGGUGUUUGUGCUGGAUGAAUAUUGUGCCCGCUACGGAGUACGAGGCUGUCACCGUCACCUCUCAUAUCUCAAGGAGCUGACUGAGUAUGCUGAGAACAGUGCUGUGAUUGACCCAACCUUGCUUCAUUACAGUUUUGCAUUCUGUGCCUCUCAUGUUCAUGGCAACAGACCUGAUGGCAUAGGAACCAUCACUAAUAAAGAGAAAGAUCAAUUUGAAGACAUUAAAAGUAAACUUCUUUCCCUGCUUGAGAGCCAAAUUGUGCACUUCAGGUACGGUUUCCCAUUUGGACGGCCAGAGGGUGCUUUAAAAGCUACACUGUCAUUGCUUGAAAGGGUUUUAAUGAAGGAUAUCUCCACUCCAGUGCCAACAGAAGAUGUAAAGAAAGUUGUCCGCAAAUGUCUUGAAAAAGCCGCUUUGGUCAAUUACUCCCGCUUAACAGAAUAUGCUAAAAUAGAAGACACUAUGAAUCAGGCUACUCCUGCUAAAAAACUGGAAGAUAUUAUGCAGCUUGGUGAGCUUUGCAUAGAAGUGCUGCAGCAAAAUGAAGACCAUCAUUCAGAAGCCUUUGCGUAUUGGCCAGAAAUUAUGGCAGAGCAUGCAGAGAUGUUCUGGUCCCUUUAUGCUGUUGAUAUGGAUGCUGCACUUGAGGCACAGCAAUCAGACUCCUGGGAUAGUUUUCCUCUUUUCCAGAUUCUCAACAAUAGUCUAAGAAAUGAUAUUCAUCUAUGUAAUGGGAAAUUUCAUAAACAUUUACAAGACAAAUUUGUACCUCUAGUUGUCCGAUACAUUGAUCUCAUGGAGUCUUCGAUAGCACAGUCUAUCCACAGAGGAUUUGAACAAGAAACUUGGCAGCCUGUGAAGACAAUUACCAACAAUCUCCCAAAUGUGCCUCUUCCCAAAGUUCCAAGUCUGCCACUUAAUCUUCCUCAAAUGCCUAGCUUUUCUGCACCCUCUUGGAUGGCUCCUUUAUGUGAUAACACAAAUGGCUCAGCUACUUCAGAAGAUCUUUUUUGGAAGUUGGAUGCCCUGCAAAAGUUUGUGUAUGACUUGCACUGGCCUGAGCCAGAGUUUGCUCAACAUUUAGAACAAAGGCUUAAACUCAUGGCAAGUGACAUGGUGGAGGCCUGUGUUAAAAGAACAAGAGUAGCAUUUGAAGCCAAGAUGCAGAAGGCCAGUAAAUCAACAGAAUACAGGGUAUCUCCCUCUAUUUGCACCAUGUUCAAUGUGCUAAUGGAUGGCAAGAAACAGUGUAUUAAACUCUGCACACUAGAGGGAGGACAAGAGGUUUGUGAACUAUUUUUUUGUUACCAUUCGAAGAUAGAUGACUUAAUUGAAGAUGCCUUUAAAGAGAUGAUUUCCCUGUUGGUUUCAAAGUUUGUUGCUGUGUUGGAAGGAGUCCUUUCCAAGCUAUCAAGAUAUGAUGAAGGCACAUUGUUUUCUUCCAUACUUUCUUUUACUGUAAAGGCAGCUGCAAAAUAUGUUGAUGUUCCUAAGCCAGGGAUGGAUUUGGCAGACACAUACAUUACAUUUGUACGGCAGAACCAGGAUAUUCUUCGAGACAAGGUCAAUGAGGAAAUAUAUAUAGAAAAAGUAUUUGAUAAAAGGAUGGAUGAUAUAAGUUCAAUGAUGUACUUGAGGCUGUUUGAGCACUGGUACUCCAGAUCAAUGAAAACUGUGUGUGUCUGGCUGACUGACAGACUUGAUCUUCAGCUUCAUAUAUAUCAACUGAAAACCCUCAUCAAGAUUGUUAAGAAGACUUACCGUGACUUCAGACUGCAAGGUGUGUUAGAAGGAACCCUGAACAACAAAGCCUAUGAUACCAUUUACAACCGGCUCACUUUGGAGGAGGCCACAGUGUCAGUAACUGAUGGUAGUGGUCUUCAAGGAAUUUCCAUGAGAGACAGUGAUGAAGAGGAUGAAUAACAUCAGAAUGAAAUGAGGAUGAAUAACAUGUGAUCAAACUGUGCCAAUUUUUCUCACUGUAAGCUAAUGGUCACAUUUUUGUAUGUGCUACAUUUGUAUUCAUAGCAAUUUUGAAAAAUAGUAAAGGGAACGAUAAAGCCAAGGAUAUGUAGGUAAACUUUAUACUACAAAAAAGUCUGAGAAAGUAAGAAUGGGAAAUCGACAACAUGGGGGUAAUUUUUAGCAUCUUCAUUCUAAAUCUUUAAAUGUUUUCUGGUUUCUUUUAUAAUCAUGAUUCUUUGUAUCAUAUUUGUUGUCAAAGGUGAAUCAACUGCAGAUAUGUACAAUGAAUGGCUGGUCUUACUGUAAGUUGCAAUGUAUUUUGCAAAUUACAAUUAAUGUUCUCUUUACAAGUGACUUAUUAGGUUCUUCUUUCAAAAAAUAUAUUUAAA
Erpetoichthys calabaricus (reedfish) is the source of this 4857-nucleotide messenger RNA. It is a transcript of the gene cadps2, whose product is annotated as Ca++-dependent secretion activator 2. Gene Ontology annotation, biological process: dense core granule exocytosis; positive regulation of exocytosis; synaptic vesicle exocytosis. The record is from RefSeq and is a predicted model, not a curated record. Lineage: Eukaryota; Metazoa; Chordata; Cladistia; Polypteriformes; Polypteridae. Gene Ontology annotation, cellular component: glutamatergic synapse. Bases 494 to 4426 code for a protein of 1310 amino acids. The transcript has 29 exons.